AUGACGGCCGAGGAAUCCAUCUCGACCGCUUGGUCGCUCCUGAAAUCCUACUGGGUUCCUUUGUUACUUGCUCUCAUCGCUGUUCGCCUGCUGCGCAACAAGUUCAGAGCCGGUCUGAGCGGCAUUCCUGGCCCUCCUGUUGCUGCGUAUACCGGGCUCUGGCGCUUCUUCGACGUCGCCAAGGGACAAGCGCACUGGACGCACAUCAACCUGCACAAGAAGUACGGACCCCUCGUGAGGAUCGGGCCCAACCAUGUAUCGGUCGGAGACCCCGCGGAGAUACCAAACAUCUAUGGCUUGAACAAGGGGUAUACGAAGUCUGGCUUCUACCCUAUUCAAAGCAUCAGCUGGCACAAGAAACCGCAGAUGAACAUAUUCUCCACGCGGGAUGAGAAAUACCACCGCGACCAGAAACGGCCCAUCGCAAACGCCUACAGUCUGACCUCGCUGCUGGUCAAGGAAGACGCGGUCGAUUCAUGCUCGAAACUGUUCAUGGAGCAGCUCGGAUCGUUUGUCGACCUGAACAAGCCCGUCGACCUUGGGCAAUGGCUGCAGUACUACGCCUUCGACGUCAUCGGCGAGAUCAGCUUCGCGAGGAAGCUGGGCUUCCUGCAGGCAGGCACCGACGUCGACGGCAUGAUGGAGACGAUCGCCGGCAUUCUUGUCUACGCCUCCCUCUGCGGCCAGCUCCCCGAAUGGCACCCCUUCCUCCUCGGCAACCCGCUCUUCCCCAUACUCAUCCCCUCGAUGGAGUCCUGGAACUCGGUCCUAACCUUCACCCUCAAAGCCGUCAACACCGUCCUCAGCACGUCGUCAUCGUCGUCCUCCUCCCCAACCGACGAGAAAAAAGAAGCCUCCUCCCCCUCCUCCUCCUCCUCCCCCCUCCUCGAGCGCGACGGCGACCUCUCCCCCGCCGCGCUCUCCGCCCUCGACGCGCGCGGCGACAUGCUCUCGCGGUGGUCGGCGCUGCGCCUCGCCGACCCGCCGCGCCUGACGACGCGCGACAUGGUCGUGCACCUCUCGACCAACGUCUUUGCCGGGUCCGACACGACCGCCAUCGCGCUGCGCGCCAUCCUGUACUUUUUGCUCAAGAACCCGCGCACGCUGCGGAAGCUCGUCGCCGAGAUCGACGGCGCUGCUGACGCGGGACUGCUGGUGCGGAGGCGGGGCAAGGAGAGUGGCGAUGACUAUGGCGAUGGCGAUGGCGAUGACGCCGCUGUGGGAUACCGCGAGGCGGUGGCGCAUCUGCCGUACCUGGAGGCGGUGGCCAAGGAGGCGAUGCGGCUGCAUCCGAGCGUGGGGCUGGGGCUGGAGCGCGUGGUGCCGCCGCAGGGGGCCGAGGUGUGCGGGCGGUGGAUCCCGGGCGGGACCGUCGUCGGGGUGAAUGCGUGGGUGGUGCAGCACGACGGGGCCGUGUUCGAGGAGCCCGAGCGGUUCCGGCCGGAGCGCUGGCUCGACGCGGGCGACGAGGAGAGGCGGCGGAUGGAGGCGAGUUUUUUGGCGUUCGGGGCGGGCAGCAGGACGUGUUUGGGGAAGCACAUUUCGAUGAUGGAGAUGAUGAAGGUGGUGCCGCAGCUGCUGCGCGAGUUUGAGGUCGAGCUGGAGGGCGGCAAUGAGAGUCGCGAGUGGAAGGUGAAGAACAGGUGGUUUGUGCAGCAGGAGGGGUUGAUCUGCACGCUGAGGAGGAGGGACAGGAAGGGAGAGAAGGGUCGGGCGUGA
Diplodia corticola is the source of this 1719-nucleotide messenger RNA. RefSeq names its product cytochrome p450 oxidoreductase. The transcript is spliced from 3 exons. Bases 1 to 1719 code for a protein of 572 amino acids. Lineage: Eukaryota; Fungi; Ascomycota; Dothideomycetes; Botryosphaeriales; Botryosphaeriaceae. The record is from RefSeq and is a predicted model, not a curated record. Gene Ontology annotation, molecular function: oxidoreductase activity, acting on paired donors, with incorporation or reduction of molecular oxygen; heme binding; iron ion binding.